Lacerta agilis (Sand lizard) is the source of this 2058-nucleotide messenger RNA. Its product is annotated as sentrin-specific protease 6-like. The transcript has a single exon. Lineage: Eukaryota; Metazoa; Chordata; Lepidosauria; Squamata; Lacertidae. Gene Ontology annotation, cellular component: nucleus; cytoplasm. The record is from RefSeq and is a predicted model, not a curated record. Bases 1 to 1815 code for a protein of 604 amino acids. Gene Ontology annotation, molecular function: SUMO-specific endopeptidase activity. Gene Ontology annotation, biological process: regulation of kinetochore assembly; regulation of spindle assembly; protein desumoylation.
AUGCUGAAACAAAACAAGAAAAGAAGUGAAAAUGUUCAGGAUGCUCCUUGCUCUGCAACAGUAGAACAGGCCAGCUGUUGUCCUGGCACUCAUGCACAAACAUCUGUUGUGAGAACAGCAGCGCAAAGAAAACAAUAUCCUCCUAACAUUAAGAAGAACUGCUCCACAGUUUGCCCACGCACUACAGAAGCACCAGGAGACAUAAGACCAGGGGGGGCAACUGCAUCCGAACUAAAUGAUCAAACCUCCAUAUUCAGUGGUGGUGAAGAGGAAGGUAAGGCUGACAGCAGUAACAGAAUUGAAAGCAUAUCACAGAGUCCAGCAGGCAAAAAAUCAACCGUCCAAAAAUCAAAAAAAGCUAGCAAGGAAGGACAGUAUGACAAAUGUGUGUCGGAGGCUCAAGUAAAGCAUCAAGAAGCUCUCUCCAAAAAAACAGAUGUUGAAUCUUUACAUCAGAACUCCUACCAACAUGUUAAGCUGAAUUGUCGAAAGAUAAUAGUAGGAUCCCUGAAAAGAACAGUAGUGGACCCUGUAAUUCUUUCUAUUGAUUAUAUCAAGAUAAACCUGGAAAAGGACGCUAGGGGUAUUCAUUUAAAGACAACUGAAAUGACCAAGUGGACAUAUGGAUUUGUACGCAACAACCUUGUAUCUUUCCUGAGAACUACAGCUGCUGCCUAUCAAAAGCUGGAAUCCCAAAUGAAGUGGGACAAGAAGGAAGAUAAUGUCUGGAAUUGCUGUAAUGCCACAAAUCCUGAAGAACGAGAAAUCAUUUUCAUUUUUGAUGUGUGCCAUGAUUCUGAUACAUAUGCAAUAAUUAAAGCAAUAAUCGCUGAUAUUGGUGUUAGGAACAACAUUCCUGAUUUCUGUGUGAAAAUUACAUCCAAAAAAGUAAAUAGUGUGCUUGAGGCCUUUCGAAAAUCCCUUGAAGACACCUCUAGAGAAAACAAAACAAAACAUAUCUCAGAACCCAAAAGGCAGCUGCAGAAUGAAACACAGUUGCAGGUCCUUGAUGAUGGAGAAAGUGAUGAGUCUGAGUCAGUUUCUACAGAGAUUAUCGUUUAUCCCCCACCUCCUGCAAAGGGAGGUAUUGCUGUGACCAAUGAAGCUCUUCAGUGCUUAAAUGAAGGAGAAUAUUUAAACGACAUAAUUAUUGAUUUUUAUUUGAAAUAUCUGGUGCUUGAAAAACUGAAAAAAGAAGAUGCUGAAAGAACUCAUGUGUUCAGUUGCUUUUUUUACACACGCCUUACUGAAAAGGAGAGGAGAAAUUUUCCAGAGACCUCACAACUCACAAUUCAGCAGCAACGGCACAGUCGAGUGGAAAGAUGGACACGAGAUGUUGAUAUCUUUGAAAAAGAUUUUAUUUUUGUUCCCAUCAAUGAAGAUAAACAUUGGGUCUUAGCUGUUAUCUGUUUCCCAGGCUUAAAGAAGCCUGUAUAUGAGCGCAAGCCAUACGCUAAGAAAGUUAAAUUUUCCACUAUUUGCAAACAGCCUUGUAUUCUGCUAAUGGAUUCAUUGAGAGGCCCCUUCCCAUCACAUAUUUUCCAAAUACUUCAGGAAUGGUUGGAGGUAGAGUGGGAAGUCAAGAAAGGUACCAAAAGAAGUUUCUCUGAAGAUGUUCUAAGUUUAAACCUGGAAGUGCCACAACAAAACAACAAUAGUGAUUGCGGAAUUUAUGUGCUAAAAUAUGCGGAGAGCUUUUUUAAGACUCCUAUUCUAAGCUUCAACACACCAAUGAAUUUAGCAGACUGGUUUCCUGACUCAAGAGUGGAAAAGAAGCGAGAAGAAAUACGAAACUUAAUCCUCAGUCUGCAAUAGUUUCUGCAGGAACCUUUGGUUUCAUUGUUGCUGUAGGAUUUAUUUUGCCCCUUGGCAAAACAACCCCCUUGGCUAUGCCCAUACGUAAUUUCUAAGACCUAUUCAAGACCAAGGCAAUCCUGUUUUAAGAAGGCUUUUCAUUUAUGGAAUAAUGAUCACAAUCAUUGCCUUUACUUCUGUUGUUUAUUUCACUUUGUUUACUGUGCACUAUUCUGUAACUUUAGGUUGUGAAGUACUUUUUAA